This is a messenger RNA of Microcebus murinus (gray mouse lemur), 327 nucleotides long. RefSeq names its product defensin beta 113 (gene DEFB113). The record is from RefSeq and is a predicted model, not a curated record. Lineage: Eukaryota; Metazoa; Chordata; Mammalia; Primates; Cheirogaleidae.
UCAAAAAUGAGCUCUGUCUCAAAUCUUACUCAAGUAACCAUAUCAACAAUGAAGAUACUUUGCAUUUUUCUGACCUUUGUCUUCACUGUAUCUUGUGGUCUAUCAGUUCCACAGCAAGCUGCAAACAACGUUGCAGCGAGAAAAAGAGAAUGUCGUCUUGUUCGUGGCGCUUGCAAGCCUGAAUGCAACAGCUGGGAGUACACAUUUACUCAAUGCGACGUUGGGCCCUGCUGUGUGGUACGGGAAUACAAUAGGCCAGUUGCUAUAAAACCAACUCAGACAACUGCAAAUACUAAUUCUAAAACACUACCUAACACUACACUGUAA